AUGGACGACUUGGCUCUCCUUGACCUGUUGGAGUGUCCCGUGUGCUUUGAAAAGCUCGACGCCACAGCAAAGGUGCUGCCGUGUCAGCACACGUUCUGCAAGCCGUGUCUGCAGAGGAUCCUGAAAUCCCAGAAGGAGCUCCGGUGCCCCGAGUGCAGGACCCUGGUCCUGGGCAGCAUUGAGCAGCUGCCCUCCAACCUGCUCCUCAUUCGCCUCCUGGAUGGAGUCAGGUGUGGGCAAAACGUCACCAGGUUCGGCUCGAUCCAGAGGUCAGGGGUCCUGUCCUCCCCCGCCUCCAUCAGGAGGGUCCCCAGGGGGCUACAGCUGCAUCAGCACCGGCUGGCAACGAACCCCAGGCUCCACAUGGAAGGGGUGCCACGAGCCAGGGCCCUGUACACCUACCGCGGGCACAACCCCGGGGAGCUGCGCUUCAACAAGGGGGACACCAUCGUCCUGCUGCGGCAGCUGGAUGAGAACUGGUACCUGGGCGAGCUCAACGGCAUCAGCGGCGUUUUCCCAGCCAGCUCCGUGCAGGUCAUCAAGCACCUGCCCCUGCCCCGCCCGCUCUACAGCCUGGACCUGCGGGGCCGGGCCACGGCGGACAGCAAGGACAUCCUGACCUUCCAGAAGCCCAGCAGCCCUGCUCAGCAGCUCCUGCAGGCCAGCAAAAGCCACUGGUCCCCCCAGUCCAAGGGCGCGUCCCUGCAAACGGCGUCUCCCAAGGCCAAGGCCACGGACUCGGCGGCUUUCCCCAAGGUGCCUGACUCCAGACGGAAAAGUCUGCGGCAGUUCUCCAUCACCACGGCCCUCAACACCCUGAACCGCAUGGUGCACUCGCCCACCGACCGCCCGGUGCUGGAGAUCAGCUCCCCCGUGCUCAUCAGCUCCAGCAACCCCAGCGUGGCCACCCAGAGCAGCGAGAAAGCCGAGCCCCCCUACGGGACCCCUCUCCAGGUCAGCACCUCUUACUACCCCUCACCAGGACCACUGGGGCCCCCGGCAGCCAUCGUCACCCUGCCCCACCUGCAGCAGCACGGGCCAGCUUACCUGAAAUCUAGUCUCUCCGACUCGAAGAUGCCUUCCCUGUACACCUCAUGGACGCUGUCCACCUCCUCGCUGUCCUCGCAAGGGAGCGUGUCCGAGAAGGGCCCGAGGCAGAGCAGAGCCCUGCGGCCGCUGCUGCUGCCCGUGCCCGUCCCUGCCCCCGGCAGGACCGCGGGGGCACCGGCCCCGCUGCGGCGCGGCCGCGGCAGCAGCAGGAAGAACGGAUCCCUGCAGAGGCCGGGACAGGCAGGGACCCCCGUGCAGAUCAGCGGCUCCCUCCGGCGUCCCACGGCUGCGGGCCGGCCUCUGCACUUCCAGCUUUACCCGCACAGCAUCGCUCCCGGAGCUGCCGUGGACGAGGCAACGAGGCCAAACUUCUACGAGGCUUCACCGGCGCUGCUGGUCAGGGGAGGGGAGAGCCGAACCCCCUCCGUGUGCAGCUCGGUGAUCCUGGAUGCCAAAGACCCCCCGGUGAAGAGCGAGGCGGCUCCAAAGCCGCCCGCCUCAGCCCCGCCGUCCAUCCUGGUGAAACCAGAAACCUCCCGCAACAGCGCCGAAAAGCAAGUGAAGACGGUGAGGUUCCAGAACCACAGCCCGCCGCCGCCCAAGCGGCACAGCCUGCAGCCGUCGCCGAGGCUGGUCCGCAGCAGGACAGAGCCCGGGCCCGAGGGGCUCCUGCCCGAGCCCCGCCUGGGCCCCGAGCUGCUGCUGCUGUACUCGCCGCGCCUGGGCUCCAGCCCCCUGCACCCGCGCCGGGCGCUGCACCCCAAGGCGCUGUCCCUGGACCUCUCGGGGCAGCUGACCUUCCCCAUCAAGAAGAGCUACAGCAGCAUCUCUGCAAACUGA
This is a messenger RNA of Pseudopodoces humilis (Tibetan ground-tit), 1890 nucleotides long. The record is from RefSeq and is a predicted model, not a curated record. Lineage: Eukaryota; Metazoa; Chordata; Aves; Passeriformes; Paridae.